Saccostrea echinata is the source of this 1422-nucleotide messenger RNA. Its product is annotated as 46 kDa FK506-binding nuclear protein-like. Gene Ontology annotation, molecular function: macrolide binding; peptidyl-prolyl cis-trans isomerase activity. Lineage: Eukaryota; Metazoa; Mollusca; Bivalvia; Ostreida; Ostreidae. The coding region runs from base 36 to 1391 and encodes 451 amino acids. Gene Ontology annotation, cellular component: chromatin; nucleolus. The record is from RefSeq and is a predicted model, not a curated record. The transcript has 12 exons.
AAAAUUUACGACUAACGGAAACCGGUCACUGAAGCAUGGUUGUACUGAAAGAGAUAGAAUCACAGAAAAUGUUUUGGGGCGUGACUCUAGAUGGAGGAAAGCGUUAUACACAAACUGUGGAAAGAUCAUUCCACAUAUCUAUGGCUGCCAUGGAACCACCUGCUUCUAAAGUUGGUGUAAUGGUCUGUGUAGAUAAGGCCGAGUUCUUGCUUUGCUCCCUGGGAUACAAUGGUGUACUACAACAACCUCUGGAUCUGAUGUUUACAGAAGGAGAAGAGGUCACAUUUUUCUUAACAGGAAAUGGUUCAGUUCACCUGACUGGGUACCUGGUAGAAGAUCAACCAGAAGACAUGGAGGGAAUGUAUGAUGACUCGGAUGAAGCUCCAGAACUAAUUGGUGAUUCAGAUGAAGAAUCAGAUGAGGAUGAAGAUGAAGACAACAUGGCCCUCCUCCAGUCUAUGGGAGCAAAACGGAAGAAGAAGGAAGGUGGAAAAGAGGCAAAAAAGGUUAAACUUACAGAUGUUGAUGAUGAUGAUGAUGAAGAUGAAGAUGAUGAUGAUGAAGAUUAUGUUUACAAUGAAAAUGAUGAAGAAGAGUUAUCAGCCCUUGACUUUCUAGAUGAAGAGGCUUCAGAAGGAGAAGAUAGUAAUGAUGAAGACAGUGAAGAUAUGGAUGAAGAAGAUAUCAGUGAAGAAGAAGUAACAUACCUUCUCAAAGGAACAACAGACUUAAGCCAGGAAAAAGCAGAGCCGAAGAAGAAAACACCCAACAAAACACCAUCACAGACCAAGAAUACUCCCAAACAAGAGUCACCUGCUCAGGCUAAAGUCUCACCCAAAACCCAGACACCAGGUCAGAAUAAACAGACCCCAGGAAAAGACCACCAGCAGACACCAGGCAAGGGACAGCAAACACCUGCUAAUGGACAGCAAACUACUGAAACACCACAAACAGAGGGAAAGAAAAAGAAAAAGAAGAAGAAGAACAAACAUAAUAAGGGAGAUGAAUCUGUUGAUGAGGCUUCAACACCAAAGUCUGCUGCAGCUACCCCUUCUAAGAAAGUUCUCUCAGGUGGUAUAGUAAUGGAGGAGACUAAACCUGGCCAUGGACCAGAGGCAAAGGCAGGCAAAAUGGUGAGCGUGUAUUAUGUUGGAAAACUAGCGAGUAAUGGAAAACAGUUUGAUUCCUGUUCACAAGGAAAACCUUUCAAGUUCCGAUUGGGCAAGAACGAGGUGAUCAAAGGCUGGGACGUGGGUCUUCAAGGAUUAAAAGUCGGAGGGAAAAGAAGACUUACCAUUCCUCCCCAACAAGCAUAUGGAAACACAAAAGUGGGACACAUUCCGGCCAAUUCCACACUGAUAUUUGAUGUGGAGUUAAAAGCUGUCAGUUAAAAGAGAAUUUGUCACUCUAGAAAGGUUGUAG